Molecule: messenger RNA, 2375 nt
Organism: Ahaetulla prasina
Lineage: Eukaryota; Metazoa; Chordata; Lepidosauria; Squamata; Colubridae
Gene: LDHD
Product: lactate dehydrogenase D
Exons: 11
Coding region: 248-1690 (480 amino acids)
Biological process (GO): lactate catabolic process
Cellular component (GO): mitochondrion
Molecular function (GO): D-lactate dehydrogenase (NAD+) activity; FAD binding; D-lactate dehydrogenase (cytochrome) activity
Source: RefSeq, a predicted model, not a curated record
GGCGGAGAAAAGAAAGGCGCUUCUGCAAAGUCUCCGGAUUUACCGCCGGUGGCCUGGCUGCUUUUGAGCAAUGCGUGCAAUGCAACGGUUGCACGCGGCAAACAGCUUGUUUUGCGUGGCGAAGCCAGGCCAGGCAGCGCGCGGGGCUCGCGCGGAGAUCCGCCUUCCAGCUCCCGGUCCUCCUUAAGCCGCAGCCGGGCUGCACCGCCUUCCUGCCGCCCUCCUCCGGCGCGCCCCGCGGACAGCCAUGGCUCUGGGGCGCGCUGUUGGCUGCGCGGCCAGGCGCUUCUCGGCAGCGCCCGCCAAGGAGUGGCUGACAGAGGAUUUCCUCAAUUCCCUCAGAGCGAUUGUGGGGAGCCCCAAUGUGUCCACAGCCACCGUUGUCCGUGAGCAACAUGGGCAGGACGAGUCUAUGCACAGGAACUGCCCCCCGGAUGCCGUGGUCUGGCCCCAGAGUGUGGAGCAGGUCAGCUUGCUGGCAGCGACGUGCUACAGCCGAGGGGUUCCCAUCAUCCCCUUCGGGACGGGCACAGGCCUCGAAGGCGGGGUCACCGCCGUGCAGGGAGGUGUGUGUGUCAACCUGACGAAAAUGGACCAAAUUUCUGAACUUAACCCUGAAGAUUUCACGGUUGCUGUAGAGGCAGGAGUGACGCGGAAGGCGCUGAACAAAUACUUGCGAGGGAACGGCCUCUGGUUCCCUGUUGACCCCGGAGCCGAUGCCUCGCUCUGUGGCAUGGUGGCCACUGCAGCCUCCGGGACAAACGCGGUGCGUUACGGCACCAUGCGCCAGAAUGUCCUCAACUUACAAGUGGUCCUGCCAGAUGGGAGAAUCCUGCACACAGCUGGGCAGAAUCGGCGGCCCAGGAAAAGUGCUGCUGGAUACCACCUAACGGGGCUGUUUGUAGGCUCAGAGGGGACCCUGGGGUUCAUCACCCAGGCCACGCUGAGACUGCAUGGUAUUCCUGAAGCCUCCAUGGCGGCCAUCUGUGCCUUCCCCAGCAUCCAAGCAGCUGUGGACAGCACAGUACAGGUUCUCCAAGCCGGGCUCCCCAUUGCCCGCAUUGAGUUCCUGGAUGAGGUGAUGAUGGGCGCCUGUAACCGCUACAGUGGCCUGAGCUAUGCAGAACUGCCCACCCUCUUCCUGGAGUUCCACGGCACUCAGCAGAGUGUGGAGGAGCAAGUAGGGGCCACAGAGGCGAUUGUGCAGUCCAACGGGGGCUCGGACUUUGCGUGGGCCCGGGAGCCGGAGGCCCGUGGGCGGCUCUGGGCGGCUCGACACAAUGCCUGGUAUGCAGCUUUGGCUCUUCGUCCUGGCAAGAAGGGCUACUCCACAGAUGUGUGUGUCCCCCUCUCAUGCCUCCCUGAGGUCCUGCUAGAAACCAAGAAAGACUUGCUGGACUCCAACCUUACAGGUCCUCUUGUUGGCCACGUUGGGGACGGCAACUUUCACUGCUUGCUGAUUCUUGAUCCCGAAGACAUUGAAGAAAAGGAGAGGGCGGCUGAGUUUGCCAAACGCCUGGGCAGGAGAGCCUUGGCAGUGGGUGGCACCUGCACAGGGGAGCAUGGCAUCGGCCUGGGCAAACGUCAGCUUUUGCGCGAGGAAGUAGGGGAAGUGGCCCUCUCCACCAUGUGGCAGAUCAAGAUGGCCUUGGAUCCCAAAAACCUCAUGAACCCUGGAAAGGUGCUCUAACCACAGGAAGGCUUGGCUGGGAGACGCUCCUGAAUUUGCUUUCCUUGCCGAGAUGUCCGGAGUGAGGCGUCUUCGCUUUAAUCUCCUCUCUCCAGCAGGGUCAGAAAUACAACGAUUAACCAAAGUCAGGUGUUGUGGUUGUUCUCCAGAAGUGCCUACAGCAAAGACCUCAUACUAAACUAUGAUUAAUUCUAGUCUGCUGAAAAAACCACAGUUGGCUGGAUACCCAGGACAUGAUAACUCAAAGCGAAGAAAGUGGUUUAGCAAAAUCUGAAAACUCUCUAAACCUGUGUUUCCCACCCUUGGCGACUUUAAGGUGCAUGGACUUCAGGUCCCAGAAUUCCCCAGCCGGCAUGCUUUAAGAAUCAUGGACUUCAACUCCCAGAAUUCUUCAGCUGACAUGCUUUUAAGAUGCAUAGACUUCAACUCCCAGAAUUCCCCAGUCAACUGUGCUGGCUGGGGAAUUCUGGGAGUUAAAGUUCACGCAUCUUAAAGUUGACAGGAAACACUGCCUUAAACACGACAGCCACCAGUCAGCUUCCUUUGGAUUUUUACACAGUUGAAAAGGAUGAUGUAAUGUUGGCAGCCAUGCCCAAUAAGAACAGUAAGCAUACAUAACUUGGCAAUUGUCCAAAUUUGUUUUACAAGUCUAUAUUAAAAUUAAUGCUGUGUGUUUGUGUGGCAA